AUGGAUUAUGAUCCAUAUAAAACACAGACAUCAAAUUUUGUUGACCUUCUCAAUAGUCAACAGGACGUUGUGUUUGGUUUAGGGAAAGAUAGUGUCCGUGUUUCUUCAUCACAGAUUCCUGUAGAGCGUAAAGAAAGAAGAACAUGGACGCCUACAGACGAUCAAGUGCUCAUAUCCUCUUGGUUAAACACAAGUAAAGAUCCGGUGGUAGGGAACGAGCAACGAUCCAGAGCUUUUUGGCAGAGAAUUGCCGCGUACUUCGCAGCAUCACCAAAGAUUAUAGUUAGUGAAAGAAGGGAGGCCGGUCACUGCAAGCAACGUUGGCACAAGAUCAAUGAUCUUGUUGGGAAGUUCUGUGGCGCGUUCAAAGCUGCAAGCAGAGAGAGAACCAGUGGGCAAAACGAUAACGACGUUCUCAAGCUAGCGCAUGAGAUCUUCUUCAACAACCGAAACAAGAAGUUCACUCUAGAACAUGCGUGGAAGGAGCUUCGGAACGAUCAGAAAUGGUGUGACCUGUCAACUUCUAAAACGGAGAGUGGCUGUAAAAAGAGGAAGCUUGACGACAGCGCACAAUCAGCAACCUCUCACGCCUCUGAAUCCAUGACCGAUCGUCCCCUGGGUGUUAAGUCAGCUAAGGCCAAUGGUAAGAAGAGAAAGGCAGAGGAAAGGUUGUCUGAGUUUGCGGGUAUGUGGAGCAUCAAGAAGGAGGAUAUGGCUAUCAAGGAAAGGUUGUCGAAGAUGAAGCUCCUUGAUAGGCUACUUGCAAAAGUUGAGCCGCUUGAUGAGUAUGAAGAAACCUUGAAACAUAAACUCAUCAAUGAGUUGGUUGUAUGCAUGAAGGAGUCAGUCUUCUGA
This is a messenger RNA of Brassica napus (rape), 855 nucleotides long. RefSeq names its product glutathione S-transferase T3-like. The record is from RefSeq and is a predicted model, not a curated record. The transcript has 2 exons. NCBI's taxonomy places the organism in Eukaryota, Viridiplantae, Streptophyta, Magnoliopsida, Brassicales, Brassicaceae. The coding region runs from base 1 to 855 and encodes 284 amino acids.